Lineus longissimus is the source of this 3013-nucleotide messenger RNA. Its product is annotated as psychosine receptor-like. Gene Ontology annotation, molecular function: G protein-coupled receptor activity. The transcript has a single exon. Gene Ontology annotation, cellular component: plasma membrane. Gene Ontology annotation, biological process: G protein-coupled receptor signaling pathway. NCBI's taxonomy places the organism in Eukaryota, Metazoa, Nemertea, Pilidiophora, Heteronemertea, Lineidae. The record is from RefSeq and is a predicted model, not a curated record. Bases 20 to 1006 code for a protein of 328 amino acids.
UUCUUCGUAAACUGCAGUUAUGAACUUCUCAACUCUUUUCCACCAAGAAGAUGCGACUCCAACUAGGCAAACUCAAAUACAACAAGCUGAACUUCUCUGGCAAUACAGGGUCUCUGUUAUCCUGUGGACCUAUAUCCCAGCCAUUCUUAUUAUCUUUGGAAGCAUCACCAAUGCGACGACCAUAUUAGUCCUUGCUGGAGGAAAAUUCGGAAGAGCUUCAACCCGAAUACUCCUUGUUAGCUUAUCUUUAAGCGACACCACGGUGUUGUACAGCGGCCUGCUCCGGCAGUGGAUCGUAAGUGUGUUCGGAAUUGAUGUACGGACUCUACAUGAAUUAUCAUGUCCACUUCACUUGUUCUUUACCUACAUCUCCUUACAGGCCUCUUCGUGGAUUAUGAUGCUCGUUACUUUAGAACGUGUCAUAUCUGUAAUUUUUCCUUUGAAAUCUCGCGUCAUUUGCACCGCGAGAGCGACAGUUAUUGCUGUAAUCUUCGUGACUGUGACCUUGACUGGCCUUAACUCGCACAUCCUCGCUUUCAGACGACUGCAACCAAACGGCGGAUGCUAUGCAUCGGGAGACUAUGCCUAUUUCUGGAGAUACGCGUGGUUCUGGACAGAAUCGACCGUCAGGUUCGGCUUUCCCGCCCUGGUUGUCUUUAUCUGUAACUGUCUGAUCGUGCGCACGGUCUUACGGAGCAGCGCCAAACGAAGGGAAAUAUCCGACGGGCCGGAUGAAUCGAAAUCAACCAGUAUCACCGUCAUGUUGGUCACAACAAGCUUUGUUUUCUUGUUCCUUUGCUUGCCCUCCGCCAUAUAUUUCCUUAUUCGUGGCACCAUGUUUUCUUCAGCGUUAACCCAACGACAACUGGCUGAUAUCAGGCUAUGGUACACCAUAACAGGUUUGCUGCAGUAUGCCAAUAACGCGUCUAAUUUUAUUGUUUAUUGCAUAAGCGGCACGGGAUUCCGUAUGGAAGUUUCCCGGAUGAUACGAAGAAUUCGAGGCUAAUGCAGCUUGUGUCACUACUAAUUGUCACGGAAUCAUGAUCACUACCUUUAUACUUACAACUGAGGAACCAUGCCAGACGACUGGAAUAAGUAAAAGACAGAUGUUAUACGACUGUAGUAAAAAUAGAGGUGUUUCCGUCACAUCUGUAGCGUAUUGAACUCAUCUUUUUUGAUAGCCCACGAUACCUGAUGACUUGUUAUUAAUUUCACUCAUGUCAAUUCUCCUAUUGCUAGUUCGUCUAAAUGCCAACUUGCUUAUUGUCAGUUCGUCAUGUGCCAAUUCGCCUACUGCCCAUUUGCCUAAUUGCUCAUACAUUUUGUUACACGCCUAUUCGAGAUCUGUAUUCGAUCCUAUUUUGCCUACCUUAUUGCUCUCUCUAACAUCUCGAUCGCAAGAACGAGGUCUAACGUAGUUUCCAUUAACUCUUUUUCAGCCACUACAUAUUUGAUCAGAUUGAAAUUUUAAACAAAACUCGAAAAAGUACCUAAACCCUACAUUACGUUUCUACUGCCCUUGGUCACUGUUCUGAUUUAUUGUUAUCUUCUCUCAAUUGGCAUGACCUUAAUCCAUUAACAUCAUACAAUAGGGACGCAGAACUGGGGCUUUCAUCAAAGGACGGGAAACAGCCCAGAUCGACAAACAUGCGUUACUAUUAUAGCUCUAAAAUCGUUAAUUUUCAGUCAAUUACCAAAUUUAAAAGAGCUGUUUGUGGUAGAGUUACAUUAGUUGGCGAACUGUCUUGUUCCAAAAAGGAACACAGCAUAUUAUUUUACCUUUUAUUCCUUUCAGUAGCUAGGAAUCAUUCCCGCGAUACACGAACUAAAUGGCUAAUCCCAAAGUUCAUCAGGUCAAUCCUGAUCACAUGUACUCCCCGAAAGGCUUCGAAAUGGGGGUCCUUACGGAAAAAUCAUCAAGGGCAAAGAAACGUAGUGUAUAACAUAGGUAUUUUCCGUUUUAACUGCAUCCAAUAUUCCGAUAUUCAAAAUGUUCUAUGAAGUACAGUUUGUAUGACAAAAACUUCGCAUAAACGUGAUAAAUGCGCCUUUGGUGUCUUAUAAAAGUCAUUGUCGCCGAAAUGUGCAAUUUGCAUCACAAUUGCAAUGGGUGUCUCAUUUAACUUAUUUGACUUGCAUCUGACGCAUGUAUCAUGAUUAUAUUGUUAUGCGUUUGAAUUGCGAUCAAUUUGAGUUGAGGCGGCCGCUCCCAGUCGAUUGGAAGGUAUAAUUACGACCAGGAGUUUCAUUACGUUUACAGGCCCCUCAGAACCAAAUUCGAACAAUUGAAGUCCUCCCAAGACUGGGCCUAUUGUUCCGUGAGCCUAAUCCCUGAGCAGAUAGUCGAGUAUGACAAUGGGGUAUCAGUUCUCGGACAAUGGGCGGGUUAGAUCAAACGAUAGACAGCGUGCGAUAUGACCAACAUUGGUCAAACUCGUUAUAUUUUAGUCAACCUUAAAUUUUAAAAAAGCAAUUUAGUAGAAAAAUACACUUGUAGGUGAACUGUCUAGUUUCCAAAAGAGCAACAAAAUUGUGUACCCUUUCAUUCUUUCGUAACUAGACGAUCACGCAACUGAUUUCCUUAUCUGAUGAUUUAAGGAAUUGAUACCGAACUGGAGGUAUUGAUUGUCUCACACAAACCGCGAGGGUGGAGCUAAAAUAUUUACCAAAACUUAGGCGUAGCCGAGGUUUUAGCCACUAGUUUAGCUCCACCCGAGCGGUUUGGGUGAGACAAUCAAUACCGACAGUGCCCUUCACCUUGUGCAUGAUGACCUUUUGUCUCGAAUGAUGAUAUAUUUUCUCUCACCCUAAACACAGUGGUCAAGGAGACCAAUUCAAUUGGUAGGGCGAUCAACCCAAAGUGUCACUGUCAAGUUGGCCAAGGCAAUAGGUAAAUCAAGCAAAGUGGUCAGUUGACCAGCCUGGUAAGCCAAGUAUAUCGGCCCAAUUGUUCAGUUGGCCAACCUGGUAAGCCAAGUGUAUCCAGCUAAUUGGUCUGGUAAGUCGAGUACAU